Messenger RNA from Symbiodinium sp. CCMP2456, 2484 nucleotides. The record is from the annotation of a GenBank genome assembly. NCBI's taxonomy places the organism in Eukaryota, Dinophyceae, Suessiales, Symbiodiniaceae.
AUGCGCAGGAGUCGUGCGCAAGGCCGUACAGUGAUCCUGCUUUUGGUCUUCCAGCUGGUGCCAGAUCCGCAGUACCUCAGGUGGCCCUGUGAGUUUAUUGAUUUGCAGCAUGAUCAUUUCGGAUUUCGACGGCAUCCACGGCCAAGAGUGGUCAACAACAUCGGGUUAGGAGUGGCAUUCCAUGAAGACUUCCUUGGUCGCACUAGAGAGAAAAACCAGCUUAAGAAGGACAUCAGUGACACGCAGGUUUCUGGAGUGUGCAUUCUGGGGAAGCGUGGCAUUGGCAAGACCCGACUUGCAGUCGAAGCUGUGCAGGAAGCCACAGCCGAUGUGAAGUGGCUCAUUACCGCUGACUCGCGCAUGGCCGUGAAGCAAGGGCUGAUAAAUUUCGCGGCGGAAAUGGAGCUGUCAGAUCCUUUGAUACAUGACGGAGACAAGCUGGCCUUGGAGUGGUUGGCGAACGCAAAGGUCUGGAUUCUCGUCUUGGACAAUGUCCAGUCCUUCGCCGACUUCACCGACCUCCUGCCAAGCAGCCAUCGGGGGACCAUCGUUGCCACGGCUGUCCAGCGAUGCGGGGCUCCUGCGGUCAAGAGCAUGUCUCUAGGGCCUUUGGAGAAGCGAGACGCAUCAGAGCUGUUACAGAAGCUCGCCCACCGGGAAGACGACUCUGGAGCACGUCAGCUGGCCUCAGCCCUGGCUGGAUUACCAGUGGCCCUGGUGCAGGCAGCAAGUAUUGUAUCUGCAAGCAACGUCGGUUUCGAGUCUUUCGCGCAACAGUUUCCAAGGCUCCAGAUCAGUACGGUGGCAAGAGCUCCCUUCAUGAUGGAGCUCAGGUAUCGCAUCAUUGGGAAGGUGCUUUGGCAGACGCAGAGAGAAUUUCUCGAGAAUGAAGGUCAUGCUGCCUCGAUCAGCUUAGUGCAGUUCAUGUCGACACUGAGCCCGAACGGCGUGUCCAAGCGGCUCCUUGCAGACCUAACAGGGUUUGAGAACGGCAAGUACCAGGAAGCCGUAACUCCACUGAACUCACUCUCUAUAGUGCGCAUGGACUCAAGGGGAUCUUCCUGCCGCCUUCACUGGCUAUCUCAGCAUGGCAUUCGGGCAGAGUUGGUGAAAAGCGGCAAUGCCAGCAUGCUGCAAACAGUUUUAGAGGGGCUCAUGCAGCCAGUUGGAAAGGAAUGGUGGUACCCGGCAUCAUUUUAUCGAGUUUCGAAGGUGGUGUUCGAGCAUGCCAAAUUCCUGCUGAACAGCUGGCACUUGGAGCGCUUGACUGCGAAAGCAGGACAUUCGGAUAAGCUGGCCAACCUAACCUGCCAAGCAAGGGUGGCAGUUGGUGGAUAUGCUUACUACAAUCUAGCUGAUGCAAGGUUGGGACGGCGGUGGAUGCAGAACGAGAUUGAGCGAUGGCCAAGAGAUAGCUUGCAGUACGGGGUGUGCUCCGCUUUGUUAGCUUUGGUGACAUCUGACUCUGACAGGAAAGCCAGCCGAAGGUUUGACGAGUUGGCAGUCGGUACCAUAACGCGCAUCAGAGAUGAUUCGGUGCAUGAUGACACCCUGGCUGUUUACGUGUAUGUUUUAGCGAAUAGCUUGAGAUUGGCUGCUGGAGACCAUGUGGAUGAAUCGCGACAGCAGCGACUGGUGGACGAACUGGAAGACCACAUCGGUCAGCUAGAGCCUGAGCCACGAGCACAUGUGCACUGCUCCUUGGGAAGAUGGUAUCAGUACCGAGAAGAGCUGGAUUUGGCGCGGGACCAUACGCGUGCAUGUCGCAGGAUCCUUCGUGCACAUCAUCUGGCGAAGGUGGUAGAUAGCUCCAUGGAGCUCAGCAUCGCCUACACAUCAGAGAGGCUGGCAGCCCUGUUUUUGGCUCUUGGUCAGUUCCAUGAGGCAAAGCGCAGUGCACACGAGGCCUCACUCUUAUUCGAGCAUGUUUUUGGCCCAAACCACCGCCGAAGAGCACGCUCGCUUGUCAGUUUGGGGCUUGCGGCCGCGGAAGUACAUGGCCCAGACAAGGGCUUGCCACACUGCCAGCGAGCAUUGAAAAUUCUGCGGGAUGUAGCGGAUGACACAACCGCUACAGCGAAAGCCCUGUUGUGCACGGGAAAGUUCUCCCGCCACCCUGACGCAUUGGCAGCGGAUCCCUGCGGAGAUCUAGGCAUUGCCCAAAAGCUUUUUGAGCAAAUAAACGGAGCAGAGCAUCUCGACACGGUGCAGUGCCGUAUCGAGCGUGCAAGGUGUAUGUUGGACCGAAUUGACCAAACCAAGCAUAAACAAGUGGAGCAGCUCUUACAGAAGGACUUCGAGCGAUUGGAACAUCGCAACGAAACCUUGCCAAAAUUCUUGAAAAGACAGCUGCUCGAUUUGCAUGCUGACAUCUUCGUGCACAGAGCCAACCAGGCCAUGUCCAGGGCCAAGCAGUACAGGCAGAGGGCUGAUGCACUUCGUCACAGCACAAAGUUUAGGUCCAUCUUGGGCAUCAUUAAUUAG